Molecule: messenger RNA, 2197 nt
Organism: Osmerus eperlanus (European smelt)
Lineage: Eukaryota; Metazoa; Chordata; Actinopteri; Osmeriformes; Osmeridae
Gene: tmed2
Product: transmembrane p24 trafficking protein 2
Exons: 4
Coding region: 194-817 (207 amino acids)
Biological process (GO): intracellular protein transport; Golgi organization; endoplasmic reticulum to Golgi vesicle-mediated transport
Cellular component (GO): endoplasmic reticulum-Golgi intermediate compartment; COPII-coated ER to Golgi transport vesicle; endoplasmic reticulum
Source: RefSeq, a predicted model, not a curated record
ACGUGGCAGUCUCCCUGAAGCCCUGGCUAGCUAGCUAUCUACCUAGCUAGGAAGUGUACACUCGCCAACGUUUACAAUCGAGCGUUUUGGGGGAGAGUGUACUGGUUUUGUUAUUCAUAUCAUAUGGGAUAUUUGGAGACACAGUCAUACAGUACAUUUAUAACCACCACGUAACGAUAGCUAAAAUACAAAUAUGUUCACUGCUUCGGAACUCGUUGUCCUUCUUGCCGUCUUGUCUGCCACAGCGUCCGGCUACUUUGUUAGCAUAGACGCCCAUGCCGAGGAGUGCUUCUUUGAACAGGUGAACUCAGGGACCAAGAUGGGCCUGAUGUUCGAAGUUGCCGAAGGAGGUUUCUUGGACAUCGACGUUGAGAUUACAGGGCCAGACGGUAAACAGAUUUACAAAGGGGACAGAGAGUCUAGCGGGAAAUACUCUGUUGCAGCACACAUGGAUGGAACAUACAAGUUCUGCUUCAGCAACAAGAUGUCCACCAUGACACCCAAGAUUGUCAUGUUCACAAUUGACAUUGGAGAGGCACCCAAAGGACAAGACAUGGAAACAGAAGGUGGGUUUUGUGUGUGUGCUCAUCAGAACAAGCUUGAAGAGAUGAUCAACGAGCUGGCUGUUGCCAUGACAGCAGUUAAGCACGAGCAAGAGUACAUGGAAGUCCGGGAGAGAAUACAUCGAGCAAUCAACGACAACACAAACAGCAGAGUGGUGCUGUGGUCGUUCUUCGAAGCUCUGGUCCUGGUCGCCAUGACGCUUGGACAGAUUUACUACCUGAAGAGGUUCUUCGAAGUGCGGCGGGUGGUGUAACAUGUAAAAACGUUCCCUAAAUGUGUUCCUGUACCACCGUUACUCUCAAGAACACCUGCCAAGAUGUCUAGUUACACCAUGGAUACGAGACUGGCAUUUUUGCAGUAAAAAUAUUUGAGUACAAUUGGACGUUUUAUGUUAAAUUUUUUACCCCUUUUGUUUUCAUGGUUGUUACUGUUGCAUUUUGAAUUUGGGACUUUUUAAAGAUCUUUCAAAUUAGGUCCAUUUUGAUGAUCAGUUUUUAGUCAUGAUGCUGUUAACUUGCUUUUCCAAUUUUUGGUUGGCUUUCUGUCUCUAAUAACUGAUAGACUUAAACGCUCAUAUGGUAAAAUGAAGGCAAAAAGACAAGACACUGAUAAUAAAUGCAAAUGUCAGAGAAGAAUGUUUGCCAUGUCCUAAGUAAUUCAUGUUCAGUUGAGACCUGAGACACCCCUUCUGAGGCUCAUUCAGAUGUUGUGUUACCAUAGUUUCAGGAAUUUUUUUGUUAGCUGACAUUUUUAGUUUUAGUUUCGCAACGUACUGUGUAGCACCCAACUCAAUGAGCCCUAGACUACCAGAUGCAUUUUUAUUUUGUCAGUCUUAUGACACAGGCCGAAUUGAUUUUAGCAAUUUUGUCGAAUCAUAGUUAUCCAUCCAUGGCACAUAAUGUUUCUUUUGAAUGUGUGUGUGUGUGUGUGUGUGUGCGCGUGUGUGUGUGUACACACUGAAAAAAAGGAAAACAUUACAACUCACUUUGCUUCAGAUGGAUUAGUUGGUUAUAUUGUUCAUUCAUUCUUAUCCUCGAAAAAAACAACAAAUAUUCUAGCUACACCAGCUUCAACUAAUGAACUUUACAUGGAGCCGUUUAGUUUGUAACAUCUGUGGGUUAUGUGGAUCAGAAUGGAUGAGCUUUACAAUAGGUUAUGAUUUGGUGUUGGGGGAGGGGGCGAAACUAUGUUAAGAGUGCGAGCUCGCUUUAGUUGCUUUUUUUUUUUUUUGACAAUUUGGGGUGGGGGCGGGAUUCUAAUUUAUGUGAUGGUAAGCGGUUUUGUACUUUUGAUUUUUCUGGUACAUAUCCAGUUAGAUACAACAUUCAUGCUGUAAUAUUAGAAGAUAAUACAGGGGGUGGUGUUUUCUGGUCUAUUGUCUUUAUAUGUUACAUCUUUACACCCUUAAUGUUGUAUUUUAGUGAAUAUGUCCCAGUUUUGUAAUUGACUUUUUCUGGUGAGCUCAGGCAUUUCUGCUUAAUGCACAGUCAUCUCUGAACUGGAGGGACUACUGAGGAGAAAUUAGGUCAAUUUGACUCAUCAAUGCAAAAUGGAUCAAUACAAUUUGAAAGUUAAAUGCUUGUCUGUGGAAAAUGAUCCUGGUUUCCUAAACAAUAAAUACAAUAUUCUUUAA